Lottia gigantea (owl limpet) is the source of this 771-nucleotide messenger RNA. RefSeq lists its product as hypothetical. The record is from RefSeq and is a predicted model, not a curated record. Lineage: Eukaryota; Metazoa; Mollusca; Gastropoda; Lottiidae. The transcript has 6 exons. The coding region runs from base 75 to 746 and encodes 223 amino acids.
CGCCCUCCGACAACAUUUCUCAAUAAACUUUUUUGUUUCACUUUUAAAGUUGUUUGUAUCUAAACGACAUCAAAAUGAAGAUUCCAGAUAUUCAGUUAUUUGUGCAGGCAUUGUUGUACUUGACUAUAUUCUUCCUGGGUUUUACAGUGUCAGUGCCCUUGGGGCUUUUUCAGAUGGACUUCAAUGGCAAAUGUAUGUUAUACGCAGAAAUUGAUUGGAAGAAUGCCACAUUUUUUGUAAUCACAGAAGGAGAAAGUAUCAAUUGCCAUUUUACGAUCUAUUUUAAUGUAUUUGCCUGUAUUUUAUUUGCUCUGGGAAUGUUCGCAUACUAUGGGUACGCAGUUUUAAGAAGAGAUCCAGACAUAGGAUCUCAGAUGUGGGUGAUGCCAUUUGUAUUAAUCAGUGCAGUGAUGUGUGUGGUGGAAUUUAUAGCUGCAUGUAUUAUCAGUGUGGGGUAUAAGCAGCUCUGUAGUGGACUGGCCGAUAACUCAAAAAAACUCAGUUGUUCAAAAGUAGCAGAAUUAACCAAAUUUCAAAAUGAUUACAAUGGAAAACAUAUUAUACCCUAUCUCACAGCUGCUCAGACUGCAGGUUGGAUAUGUUUUCUGUGUUGGGCUGUCCAGUGGGUUCUAGGAAUUAUCAGGUUUGUGCGGAAUCGUAGAUCACGGUCUGGGGCUUUCAAUGAUUCUGUCAAUUCAAGCAAUGCUGACACAGCUAAAAUUGGUGACAUACAGCCAACAGCCUAAUUUAAGUUAUUAUAAAACCUAGUCA